CUUUUUUUCUUUUUUCUAAUUUUUCAAUUUCCUUAAUUUUUUUUUUUCCAUCACCAUGCCAACAAGAGAAGCACGUAAACUGAUUGCAGUGGACUUGGAUCAAACACUCUGCCAAACAUUGGAUAGCCUGGUUGAAUGGCACAAUGAUACCUAUUGUACUAAUUUUGGUGUCACAGAUUUUCAUACACUUGAUUAUUGGAAAGUAUGGGGUGGAACUAGAGAGGAAACCUAUAGAAAAAUAAGGGAAUUUUAUGAUUCCAGUUAUUUUGAUCGUAUUAAACCAGUCAAGGAUUUUGCCUUGGAAGCAUUAAAGAUGCUCAAAAAGAGACACUUUCAAUUGGUCAUUAUUACUUCAAGGCAACAAUUUAUCGCUGAAAAAACAAAAAAAUUCAUUGACCGGCACUACCCAGGCAUCUUUGAAAGUAUCUAUUUUUGUAAUCUUUACUUGACUGAAAGAGAAAAACUUGAAUAUAUUUCUAAAUCUAAAUCACUCAUCUGUCAAGAAAUUGGUGUUGAUGUCCUGAUUGAUGAUUCACUUGAACAUGCCCUGGACUGUACUCGUCUCAACAUGAAUAUCUUGCUCUAUGAUCGACAAGGGAAAUACACCUGGAACCAUCAUGAUUUGCCACCUCGCAUCAACCGAGUAUUCAAUUGGAAGCAGGUCAUGGCUCAAUUCCCAAAACCUUCAAGCCCACUAAAACAUUGCAUCUACUCAUUUGAUGACUACAAUAUUUACUUCAAUCAACAAUACCGCCACACUUAUUUCCAAUAUGAAACCAUUGAAGUAGAAGAAGAAUCUGAUGAUGAACCUCAUGGAGAUGAAAACGAAUUAAGCUAUCACUUUAUAAGAGAUAAUAGUGUUUAUGUUUAAGCCCUUUUUUAUCCUUUAUGCAAAAAAAAAGUCCAUAUGUAAAUAAACUGUAUACCU
Messenger RNA from Rhizopus microsporus ATCC 52813, 928 nucleotides. RefSeq lists its product as uncharacterized. Gene Ontology annotation, molecular function: 5'-nucleotidase activity. The transcript is spliced from 2 exons. Gene Ontology annotation, biological process: deoxyribonucleotide catabolic process. The record is from RefSeq and is a predicted model, not a curated record. NCBI's taxonomy places the organism in Eukaryota, Fungi, Mucoromycota, Mucoromycetes, Mucorales, Rhizopodaceae. The coding region runs from base 56 to 871 and encodes 271 amino acids.